This is a messenger RNA of Exophiala mesophila, 1399 nucleotides long. Its product is annotated as farnesyl pyrophosphate synthase. NCBI's taxonomy places the organism in Eukaryota, Fungi, Ascomycota, Eurotiomycetes, Chaetothyriales, Herpotrichiellaceae. The coding region runs from base 139 to 1182 and encodes 347 amino acids. Gene Ontology annotation, cellular component: cytoplasm. The transcript is spliced from 2 exons. Gene Ontology annotation, molecular function: dimethylallyltranstransferase activity; (2E,6E)-farnesyl diphosphate synthase activity. Gene Ontology annotation, biological process: trans, trans-farnesyl diphosphate biosynthetic process. The record is from RefSeq and is a predicted model, not a curated record.
UUCUGCCCCUCAUUCGAUAUUCAACUUCUCCAAAUCUCCCCUGGAUUUUCAAUUGUCGGUCAACAAAUUCUAGUGCCGGUUUGGUCAAGACAACAAGUGACAUUCGUCCAAAGCACUUGCAAGCACCGUUUGCGCACCAUGGCUACCAAGACUGUACGCGGAGACUUUGAGAAGGUCUUUCCUUCUCUCGUUGAAGACUUGUUGGCCGAGGCAAAGAAGUAUAAUUUGCCCGAGAAUGCCUUGCAGUGGUUCGAGAAGUCCCUCAACGCCAACACACCUGGUGGCAAACUGAAUCGAGGUAUCUCUGUUCCCGACACGGCGUCGCAACUGCUUCAACGUCCUCUCUCGCCAGAAGAGUUCAAAGACCUUGCCACUCUAGGAUGGCUCACCGAGCUGCUCCAAGCAUUCUUCCUCGUGUCCGACGACAUCAUGGACGCCAGUAUCACACGCCGGGGCGAACCUUGUUGGUAUCGUCAACCAGGCGUGGGUAUGGUGGCCAUCAACGACGCCUUUAUGUUCGAAGCCUCCAUCUACCAAAUCCUGCGCAAACGCUUUCGAUCGCACCCAGCAUAUAUUGACCUGGUGGAGCUAUUUCAAGAGGUGACAUGGCAAACUGAGAUGGGACAGCUGUGUGACUUGAUCACUGCGCCCGAGGACAAUGUGGAUCUGAACAACUUUAGCAUGAACAAGUACACAUUUAUCGUCAUCUACAAAACGGCCUACUACUCCUUCUACCUACCUGUCGCCCUUGCCCUACACUAUCUCCAGUUGGCCACUCCCGAGAACCUGAAGCAGUCAGAAAACAUCCUGAUUCCACUCGGAGAAUAUUUCCAGAUCCAAGACGACUAUCUGGAUGCCUUUGGGGACCCGGCGUUCAUUGGCAAGAUUGGCACCGACAUCAAGGACAACAAGUGUGGUUGGCUCAUCAACCAAGCGCUGUUGAUCACCACACCGGAGCAAAGAAAACUUCUUGAUGAUAACUACGGCCAGAAGGACGACGAGAAGGAGGCUCGAGUCAAGGAGUUGUAUAACGAAUUGCAGUUGGAGAAGAGAUACCAGGACUAUGAGGAGUCGCGAGUUGCUCAAUUGCGGGAGUUGAUUGCUGCAGUCGACGAGAGUCAGGGUUUGAGGAAGGGGGUAUUUGAGGUUUUCCUGGCUAAGAUUUACAAGCGAAACAAAUAGACCAGGCAGUCAUAGACUGGAGCUGUCAAUGGAGUCCACGCUCUUGGGGGUAAAUACCUACCUAUUGAUGAAUGAGGAUGAACCAAAAGGUCACGUGCGACGAACCUAGUCUUGUCAGUUGAGCGACUCUGUUGUGAUCCAUUUUAUAUUUGCCGCAAAGCAGAAGAGUGUGGUGCAGCAAGGUGAUCGUAAUUCGAGGCUAUGAAAUGCUCCUCAU